This is a messenger RNA of Zychaea mexicana, 927 nucleotides long. RefSeq lists its product as uncharacterized. The record is from RefSeq and is a predicted model, not a curated record. The coding region runs from base 88 to 885 and encodes 265 amino acids. Lineage: Eukaryota; Fungi; Mucoromycota; Mucoromycetes; Mucorales; Lichtheimiaceae. The transcript has 2 exons.
AAUUUCUAUGCCCAUGUAAAGAGCAUACGGCCCACCGACGAUGAUCUGUCGACAAUCCAGUAUGAGAUCACCCACUUGGCCAACCUAAUGAAUAACUUUUGCAUGGGCCUGAAAUCAAAAAUGGAUCGAUCUGGCGGCUCUGCAUAUAUCCUGGACCGAUGGCCGAGCACCCGCCAUUACUUUCUGUCCAACGCAUCAGAAGAAGACGACGCCAUAGAACCACGGCUGGAGCCAUGGAUCAUCACCAUGUUUACUGAGAAGCUUAUCACGGAGGCACUCACCCAGGACAUCUUCAACCAGCCGAUCCACACUGGCGUGUCUGUGAACGAAACAUUCAAGCAGCUGAAUGCAUGGAUCGAGGAGCGCAACACAGACUGGGCCAGCCGCCUGAGACAGCAAGUGAGCGCACUCGUCGUGCGCCAAGCUGGUGAACAGGAACAGGCCAUGAUUGACAAGUCGUUGGAAGCGCUAGUGGACAGGAUUCUCGAUCAGCUCAGCAGCAUCUAUCCACGCAUAAAGGACGGUCCUCAGCAAAAGAAAAAGAUGGAUGCCAUCUGCGCACGUGCUGCCAAACUAAAUCUUGCCAUGAAGGGUCAGGACAUUAGAGUGUUCUGUGGCUCAAUUGAAGAAGGUGUCGCCCUCUAUGACAGCGCCACCAUGAAGCCCGUCAGCAAGAGCGAGCCGGAGGGCACUGUCGUAUAUGUUGUCGCUCCGCCGUUCAUUGCUUUGGAUCCAAAGGAUGAAGACCAUGGAUUUGUGAUACCUGCAAAAGUUUACUGUACCUCUUCUAAAUCUCUACUUCCUCCUUCUCCACCAUCACAAACAACAUCAGCAUCGUCACCACCCUCGCCAUCACCCACGCCUACUUCAAUAGCAGCAGAAUAAACAAACUGUUCUAAUAUGAAAUCUAAAGAUUUUGAGCACGAG